CAGGCAUCUAGCAGGACUACUAUGCAUACUGACGUUUAGGUCCAUGUCUGUCCGGUGUCAUUGGUGAAUGACCGAAGAUGUCUCAUAGCAGGUUGUUUGCCCGGUUCCUCUUGCAGCAGGCUGGGGUGAGACACUGUUAUACUGGAAACAGGAAGAACCUUUACAUCGACAAGAACACUAAGGUCAUCUGUCAAGGCUUCACAGGAAAACAGGGCACCUUUCACAGUCAGCAGUCUCUGGACUAUGGCUCUCACUUAGUAGGAGGAGUGUCCCCAGGCAAGGGGGGCAAAACACACCUGGGUCUGCCAGUCUUCAACUCUGUGAAAGAGGCUAAAGAUGGCACAGGGGCUGAAGCCACCGUGAUCUACGUGCCGCCCCCUUUCGCUGCAGCCGCCAUCAUCGAAGCAAUUGACGCAGAGAUGCCUCUAGCUGUCUGUAUCACUGAGGGAAUCCCUCAGCAGGACAUGGUGCGGGUCAAACACAAGCUGCUCCGCCAGAACAAGACUCGCCUCGUUGGCCCCAACUGUCCCGGUGUCAUCAACCCUGGCGAGUGCAAAAUUGGGAUCAUGCCUGGACACAUCCACAAGAAAGGAAGAGUUGGCAUUGUAUCUAGAUCGGGCACUCUUACGUAUGAAGCAGUACAUCAGACGACCCAAGUGGGUCUGGGCCAGUCGCUCUGCAUUGGUAUCGGUGGAGACCCUUUUAAUGGCACUAACUUCAUUGACUGCCUGGAGGUGUUCUUGCACGACCCAAAAACCGAAGGCAUCAUUCUGAUUGGAGAGAUUGGAGGAGAUGCAGAAGAGAAUGCGGCAGAGUACCUGAAACAGCACAACUCUGGUGCCAAUGCUAAGCCAGUGGUGUCGUUCAUUGCUGGCUUGACAGCCCCUCCUGGAAGGAGAAUGGGCCACGCAGGAGCCAUCAUUGCUGGAGGCAAGGGGGGUGCCAAAGAGAAGAUCGCCGCCCUGCAGUCGGCUGGAGUCGUCGUAAGCAUGUCUCCGGCUCAGCUGGGCAGCACCAUGUUCAAGGAGUUUGAGAAGAGGAAGAUGUUGUAACGUGUCAGAAACAGACUGCCCUCCCUGCCUUAGGACCUUCAUCCCUGCUGGAGUCCAGCACCUUCCUCCAGGCUCGACCGGGCACACAUUUCAGCUGAUUCUAUGAAUACAUGGUCCAUAUUUGGACCAGAGGAAAUAAAAACAUUUCAAAAUCUAUCACAGCCUUUGUCUUAGAAGUGUACGGCACAGGAGCAUAUCCACCUUGUAAUCCAGCUACACUCGGAGCAAUGUCAGCCAUUUGUUGCUUUAUGUGAUGAUGUCCUCUUCCCCCUCCCCCAGAAAAUAUAUCUCUAAUACACUA
This is a messenger RNA of Rhinichthys klamathensis goyatoka, 1353 nucleotides long. RefSeq names its product succinate-CoA ligase GDP/ADP-forming subunit alph (gene suclg1). Gene Ontology annotation, cellular component: succinate-CoA ligase complex (ADP-forming); mitochondrion. Gene Ontology annotation, molecular function: succinate-CoA ligase (ADP-forming) activity; succinate-CoA ligase (GDP-forming) activity. The record is from RefSeq and is a predicted model, not a curated record. The coding region runs from base 78 to 1052 and encodes 324 amino acids. The transcript has 9 exons. Gene Ontology annotation, biological process: tricarboxylic acid cycle. NCBI's taxonomy places the organism in Eukaryota, Metazoa, Chordata, Actinopteri, Cypriniformes, Leuciscidae.